CAUUAUUAUUAUCAUCCCUUUUUCAAAAUUUUCCAAAAAAACAGAUCACGAAUCCACGUUCUCGUCACGAAAUAAAACUUCGAAUAUCGACUAUCAUCUACCUAUCUAUAGAUCACCUCCAAGCGUAUUAUUGAAGCCACAACAGCUCCCCCUAUCCUUUCCUUUCCGUUUCAUAUUUAACAACCUAUUACGAUAAUUAACAAGCGUACCGAUUUCAAAACUUCUCAUCGAGAUCCAUCAUUCAUAACCGCGUUCAUCGAUCCGCAAUCCAAGAAGAAGAAGAAAUAUUAGAAUCCCCUUUGUACAGGAUUAUUAUAAUGCCUCCCUUGGCAAAGCGUCGAAAUAAAUAAAUAAAGUACACACGAAGAUUGCAGCGAGUAAAAGUCUCGAUCAAAGGAUCGGCGAUAUACUCGUCAAUUGUUACCGACCGCGGUAAUAAUUGAUGCAGGAAAAUAUUUCCAAGAUUGCACCGUGCACGCCUCAGUCGAUCAUCAGAGCGGCGGGGGGUUGCGACAUGAACGGCCUCCUGAACGGCGGCGACGCAUCGAUGACGAUGACCGCCGCUUUCAUGAAACUCGUCGGUUUGUGGACGGCGAAGAACAGGCGGGAACAGCGCGCAAGGAAAUUCGCCCUGAUCUACACCGUCGCCGCCAUGCUGUUCGCCCUGUGGAUAGAGUUCACGGAUUUUUAUUACUCGUUCGGCGAUUUUAGCACGUGUCUUUUUAAUACAUGUAACAUUAUAUACAUAACGAUGCCCCUGUUGAAGAUAUUCGUGAUAGUUUUGAACAAGAAGGAUUUUUUCCACCUAAUCUUCUACACGGAGAAACAUUUCUACAAGGAUAAUUACGACGAGCACGAGCAACGGAUCUUCACUAAUUGUCGACGUCAAUGCAUCAUCUUUGUUUGCUUCCUAACGUUCUCCACGAAAGGGACUCUCGUUUGUUACAUCGUCAGUCCGCUCGUCGAAAAUAUCGGGAAGAACCAAUCGGAAAGGGCACUUCCGUUCAACAUGUGGGUCAAUUUACCGCUAUCGACGUCGCCGUAUUAUGAAAUAAUAUUCACGAUACAGGUUUUAUCCUUGUAUCACAUCGGGGUUGGUUAUUUCUGUUUCGACAACCUGUUGUGCGUUUUGAAUUUACAACUUGCCGGCCAAUUUCAAAUACUGCAAUACAAAAUGGCCAAUAUAGUUGAUCUGUUGAAGGAGAAAAAUGAGAAACGGAUUAUAAACACGUCCUACUUUGCCAAGAAAUGUUACGAAGCUUUCAAAAAGUGCAUCCGCGAGCAUCAGGCGCUCAUAGCUUACUGCGAGAAACUCGAAAAAGUAUUCAGUUUGAUUAUACUUUGCCAAGUGUUGACGUUCAGCCUGAUAAUAUGCCUCGAUGGCUAUCAAAUAAUUUUGCCAGAGUCGCCCGUUAGAAGGCGAUUGAUCUUCGCCUUCCAUUUGGCAGCGUGCAUAUGUCAAUUGCUGAUGUUCACCUACAGCUGCGACUGCAUCAUACAAGAGAGCUCGAGCGUGGCUUUGGCGGUGUACGACGGUCCUUGGCCGUCCUUGUCCGAGAGCGCGAUGCGCAAAGACUUGACCCUCGUCAUUCUCAGGUCUGGCGUGCCUUGCUGCUUAACGGCACGGGGAUUCUUCGUCGUGUCUCUGGAAACGUACACCAGGGUUUUAAGUACUGCGAUAUCAUAUUUUACAUUAUUGAGACAAAGUACAUUAGAAAUUGUCACCAUGCAAUCGGAGAACCAGUUGGACGUAUCGAUAACCUUGUCGACAUUUUUCUUGAGAAACAUUGGAUUAUGGAUGUCUGACGAUCCUGGUGAGCAACGUCGGAUGAGAAUAUUGCUCGUCUACACAGUUUGGAUAUUAUUGCUUGGUAUGAUCAUCAAUGGCAGAGAUUUGUAUUUCACAUUUUUGUAUAACGGCGAUAUUCUCUACGCUCUGACGAAUAAUGUAACCAUGGUAAUGGGUCUAAUCAAGAUAUAUAUCAUAUUAUUGUAUAAAGGAAAAUUUUUAAAUCUAAUCGUACACAUGCAACAAAAUUUUUGGAACGUAAACUAUGAUUAUCACGAGAAAGAAAUUUUGGAUGAUUGCAGAAAAACUUGCAUUUUCUUCGUUUCCUCCCUUACCACCAUUGGUAUAUGCGCCAUGUUGUCCUAUCUAAUGACACCAUUCGCAAUACGAAGUGGGAACAAUGAAUCCGAGAGAAUGCUUCCGUUCAAUAUGUGGCUAGAUAUGCCAUUAUCAAAGACGCCUUAUUACGAAAUAACCUUUCUUAUACAAGCAAUGUGUGUUUAUUACAUUGGAAUCUCCAAUUUUUGCUUCGACACUGUUUUCUGCAUCAUGGCCGUACAUUUAGCUGGACAAUUUCGCAUACUUCAGUACAGAUUUACGAAACUCUGCGAUACAGAUAAUCAGAUAUGCAAAAAGAAUUUAAUAUUGGAGGAACAAAUGCAGAAAUUUCACGAGAAAUUUAAAAAAUACGUUCGACGUCAUCAAGCAUUGAUCGAUUAUCAUCAAAAACUUGAGAACGUGUACACUACAAUUAUGCUUAGUCAAGUGUUGUUAUUCAGUGUAUUAAUUUGCCUGUUCGGGUAUCAAGUAUUACUGGCCACCGCUUCUCUAGCGAGACGCUCCAUUUUCAUCUUCCUUUUAAUGGGCGCCAUGUUUUUGUUGUUUAUGUUCACGUUCAGUUGCAACGGCGUGAUGGAACAAAGCGACAAUGUCGCAGUAGGAACUUAUUCGGCGUUGUGGACUGUGAUGCCGAUGGAGAAAUUCGGGAGAAUGCUUCGAAAAGAUCUGAUAAUGGUGAUUAUGCGAUCCAGACGAGUUUGUUGUCUGACAGCCAAUCGAUUUUUCCCCAUAUCCUUGGAAACUUACACAAAGAUCUUGAGUACUGCGGUAUCAUAUUUCACAUUAUUAAGCAAACAUGUAGAUAAUUCAUAAAAUAUAUUGUAAUUGAAAACAACUGAAGAAUUCGUACAAAAUGUCGAGCGUAUAUUUAAAUCUAUCAAAAGUAAAUAAAACAGAGAUGGAUAAUUUUUUCGAAGCAACGAAUAACGUUAUUAU
Molecule: messenger RNA, 3064 nt
Organism: Apis mellifera (honey bee)
Lineage: Eukaryota; Metazoa; Arthropoda; Insecta; Hymenoptera; Apidae
Exons: 12
Coding region: 443-2941 (832 amino acids)
Biological process (GO): sensory perception of smell; detection of chemical stimulus involved in sensory perception of smell
Cellular component (GO): plasma membrane
Molecular function (GO): olfactory receptor activity; odorant binding
Source: RefSeq, a predicted model, not a curated record